UCGUGCGAUACAACUUGUCGAUACAUAAUCGCGAGUUGCGCGCGCAUUUGUUAAGCUGAAGGAUUGUUAAGGUUAACUCGGACUCGUGACGUACAUACGCGCACAGUGUUGUUCGCGUCUCUAGCGUUAAUUGUUUUUUCCAUUACUUGUUACUGCUCGCUAUCACGUUCGGCGAUAACAAUUGGAAAAUUCGCUCGCGUGACCAACGUGUGCGAGACGUUUGCAGCCACGAAAAACUAAAUCAACGCUCGCAGCGGUCUCCGAGAUCGGAGAGUCUGCCAACAACCGUGUCCACACAGCUGUCUGCAUAGCGAUCGGAAUUUUAUUCGCGAUAAGUGAGUGAUAAACGCGUGUUUCAAUGUGAUUCACCAGCAAUAUGAUGCCCGUUAACGCAGCGCUGAGAGCAUCGGAUAUCGAUAGGACGUAGAACGGUGAUUUCUUCUUCUGGCGUUUGCAUCUUAGCCAUAACAAAAUCAAGAGCGUAACGAAACUAGACAGCAACAGUCGAUAGAAACCGACUGAAUAAAAGUAAUUAUUAUAAGCAUAUCGGUGCUGCAUGUGGGUACCCAGUUGCACGCGUAUCCAUCGCGUGCAGUUAGAUUUAACUGUACUGGCUCACAACAUGAGGGUGCAGAAUAUUUAUCAAGUCGAUGGUCCGAUAUUCCCAAUGCUGUUGGAACGUCCAUCAUGAAUUUUUCAUGUUCAAUAUUUAGCCAAUAAAUGCUAAAUAUUGAUAAAUAUAAAUGUAAUGAUAUUGCGCGCGACAAAAAAACCGGUUAAUAAAAUUCACAUUAGAUUGUUGCCGACAUGUCUGUACGUCGGAAGAGUGAACCGUUUAUGACUCAGCGAGUGUGGGACACGAUCAAAGUCGCGGUGCAUCAGAGAAGCUUACCCAGUAACGAACGUAUGGUACGGCACCUGGCACGUGUCUACGGCUUCACGGAGCAACAGGCUCAAGAAGAACUCAACAAGGCGGUCGAGGACGGCCUCGUCCUGCUGAAAAAAGUACCCACGAAAAACGGCGUCGAGCAGGAGAGCUACAGAUUGCCACCGGUGGACGUGUCGGAGAAUCACGACAAUCACGAUUGGUACUGCUGCAAAUGUCAGCGAGCAGGUGCGGUCGAAUGCUGCGAACAGUGUCACCGGGUUUACCACUCGGAGUGUCACGUGCCCAGCCACGUUAAAUUAAAGAUCUGCAACUUUUGCGAGAAGAUAAACAGCGACACAUAUCCCGACAAGGUCGACCUCAAUCACAUUCUCCGUUUCACGUGCGGCCACCUGAAAGCGAAAUUACCACCGGAGAUUACGAAUCGUACCAUUGUCUUCAACAAUGCCCCAAUCGUCACACCAGCCAAUGGCUAUUCCGGUCCUACUUGGGUGAGCGAGGGCGAAGACGCGUGGCGGCCGGGUGUUCUCGUAAAACACCACAUGGAUCUGGCAAUAAUGGACACGAAGACCAGCAACAAUGAGUAUAAGAAUCUCGCCGAGUUCGAAGCCGACGCGCACAACAUUCUACAUAAUAUCAUAGUGUAUCACGGAGUAGAUCACAGCGUAAUAGGAGAAAUGGGCCACACAAUGUAUCAAGACUGUUGUUACGACCUCCAAGAGAUUCGCCGUUGCGCGGAUUGUUAUCGUAUAUCGAACGAGAAAUCCGAGAAAAUGUGGUUCUGCAUACCGUGCAAUCCUCCUCAUCAGUUGGUUUAUGCAAAGCAAAAGGGAUAUCCAUAUUGGCCCGCGAAAGUUAUGCAGGUCAACGGCAACGUAUAUGACGUACGUUUCUUCGGUGGUCAUCAUAUGAGAGCCAACAUCGAGAAAGUCUUUAUACGGCCGAUCUCUGCCACGUUACAAAGUUUGCAGCCUUCGGAGAAAGGAAAGUGGAAAGAAAUGAAGAUAAAGAAAUCAACGGCUUGGAACCGGGCCUUUGAAGAGUUGAAGCAUCAUCAACAUUUGCUGCAAAAGCUGAGCAAGAUUAAGGAGGAUUCCAACACUGCGGAUGGUCCCCUGCCUGCGAAAAUACGGAAGUUGGAGUCGUCGAGCUCAAAGAGCACGUCGCAAGGUUCGAAUUUGCCAAAUCAGCUGAUCAAAGAUUUGAGAGUGAGGGUCGAGCGUCUAAGUUCGGACAGCAAUAGUGAAACGCAGAUGACAAACGACGAGCCGGAUAAUAAAGAGCACUCGGUUUCGAAAACCGAGAAUGCGGAGAAUGCGGAGAAUGAGGAGAAUGAGGAGAGGCAGGUGCCGCAUUUACCCGUAGCGGAGGACGAGCCCGCUCGCGAAAUAACGAGCACGUGUCCGCUGGGUUUAAAGAAGGAAGGUUCGCAGGAGGACAUGGUCACGUCCAGUUGUCAAGAACCGAGGUCGAAGUGCGUCCUCGUGCAAACCGAACAGAUACAAACCGACGGACUCCCCGCCAAGAUCAAAAGAGAACGCAGAACUUCGGAGCAACCAACAACGACGGCGCUGGAAAAAUUACGCCGUGAGUUGGAGCUGGAAAAGUGCAGGGAACUGGAAAGACUGCAGGCGGAACAUGCCAAAGAGUUGCGACAAUUGACCGACAGACAUCAACAGAUCGUGUCUGACAUCAAAAAGAAGCAAUGGUGUUACAAUUGCGAGGCUGAAGCGAUAUAUCAUUGUUGCUGGAAUACCGCGUACUGUAGCACAGAUUGCCAACAGGUUCAUUGGCAGCGUGAACAUAAAAGAGUGUGCAGGCGUAAGCGUUAAUUCACGCGACGAGUGUGACGAGUACAAUAAUUAGCCUCAAGGAAGAAGAGUCCAAGCAAAAGAAGAUAAAACUUGUUCUCGUAUACACACGUGUACGUGUGUAUAUAAUAUAUACGAUACAUAUAUGUGAAUGCAUAUAUACAGAGUGUCCUAGAACUAUCGCAGUCGUUCUAGAGGUAAAGCUGAGAAGCGUAUCACUAUUAUUUCGUCUAUUACUAUUGCUUAAAAUAAAAUAUUAAUUUCGUCAUUUGCUUCAUCGAUAUUCUAGAGAAUUUUACGAAAUAAAUUUCAGGUGCAAGGGGGUAAGUAAUAAAGAGUCGGUUAAAUUUGUCUGAUGUCAGGCUGAUUAAAGGCAUAUUAUAUGCAAGUAAAAGCACAGUGCAUCUGGGGGUAGACUGUAUAUAUACAUGUAUUAAAGCACUUUGACAUUUUAUAUAUAUAUAUAUAUAUUCUUGACACCAAUUCAAUAUAUGCCUUUAUAAACCUUCCUAUAGUGGAAGAACUGUUAUGUGUAUACACAAAUAAAGUUUUUGGCAAAGACUGUUCUUACUUGUAUCGGGCGACAUAACACGCUAGUUUUUAAAUAAUAAUAAUUUUAUAUGUCUCUUGAUAUUUGGCAAAUUUCACAUUAAUCAGUUUAUAUACACGGAAUAACUCAUAAUAAUAAUUAUAACUUUUUUUGUUAAUCUUUUAAACUUGUUACUUUAUUGGAUAUGACAAAUUUUUGAUUCUUAAUGUAACAUGAGUAAUGAACUUUAAUGGCAACUAUGUGUAUGUGUCUCAGUAUGAACAAAUGUACAUUGUUACCGGAUUAUUGAUUAUAAGUUAUUGAUGAAAA
Ooceraea biroi (clonal raider ant) is the source of this 3556-nucleotide messenger RNA. Its product is annotated as zinc finger MYND domain-containing protein 11. NCBI's taxonomy places the organism in Eukaryota, Metazoa, Arthropoda, Insecta, Hymenoptera, Formicidae. Gene Ontology annotation, biological process: regulation of signal transduction; regulation of transcription elongation by RNA polymerase II. Gene Ontology annotation, cellular component: nucleus. Gene Ontology annotation, molecular function: transcription corepressor activity; DNA binding. The record is from RefSeq and is a predicted model, not a curated record.